AAUAAUGAAAAUAAUAAACACGAGUAAAAAAACAACAAUCCUACCGGACCAAACCAAAAAGUAUUGUGUUUGCAGCAACUCGCUUUUUAUCACUCGCCUUUUUUAUUUGAUACAUUUUAGCCACUAUACAGCAAUGUCAGAAUCGGAAGAAAACAGUGCCUGCGUUGCUGAGAGCAGAGAUUCCGACGGUGAACCAAAGCAAACAUCCCAAAGCGAGGAUGGUGAAACUGGCGAAAAGCAUAGUGCGAUCGUCGCCUCACAUUACAACAAACUCGAGGAUCGAGGGCUAGUGGCGAGGAAAAAGUCAAACAUCUAUUUUAUGCGAAACUUUAACAACUGGAUCAAGAGCUGUACAAUAGAGAAGUACACGGCACUGGUGAAGGGAAAGACUACCCUGGGCUCACCGUUCCGGGUGUUGGAUAUGUGCUGUGGGAAGGGUGGCGAUCUGAUCAAAUGGUCCAACGCGAGCGUAACGCAUCUGAUCUGCACGGACAUAGCGCAGGUUAGCCUGGAGCAGUGUGAGAACCGCUUCAACACCAUGUACCAAAGGGAGCGAGACUUUCAGCGGAAGCCGAAGGUGGAAUUUUUCGCCGCCGACGCAACGCUUCAGCAGCUGCGAACCAAGUAUCACGAUCCUUCGAUCAAGCUGCAUCUGGUGAGCUGCCAGUUUGCGUUCCACUACUCGUUCGAAUCGUUCAAGCAGGCGGACUGCAUGAUGAAGAAUGCGGCCGAAUGUCUGGACGAAGGAUUCUACUUCAUUGGCACGAUCCCGGACGCGAACGAGCUCAUGAAGCGGCAGCGCAGGGCAAUGUCGGACACGUUCGGGAACGACAUCUACCGCAUCCAGUUCCUGUGCGAUACGGACAAUCCACCACUGUUCGGUGCCAAGUACAACUUCCAGCUGGAUGAUGUAGUGGAUUGUCCCGAGUUUUUGGUGCAUUUCCCCACGUUCGAAAAGCUGGCGCUGAAGCACGGGCUGCGGCUGGUGGAGAAGAAACGGUUCGAGGAGCUGUUCGAUGAACAUAGCAGCCGCAGGCAGGGAUUGCUGGAGAAGAUGCAAGCACUAGAAACGUAUCCACCGCCUCCGAACGCUCGGUUUAAUGCCGGCGAGCAACCGAAGGAACCGGAGCAAUAUAAACACGCCGAAGAGUUCGGCAGGCAGAUGUCCAGCCACCAUCAGUUCCGGGUGGGCACUCUUUCGCACCAAGAGUGGGAAGCGGCAACGCUUUAUCUAUUUUUCGCAUUUCAAAAAAUGAAGACAACCUACGACGCGAAAGGUAGACCGGUGUAUUCCUGAGAGCCGCGCGGCACCGUCGUGGCGAACCUCGCUACUGAAUCUAAUCGUGUAAUUGAACAAUAAACCAAUUUUAAGAGCAACUUUGUAUAAGCGCUGCAAUACCACGGCGCGCCAAUCGUUGAA
Molecule: messenger RNA, 1420 nt
Organism: Anopheles stephensi (Asian malaria mosquito)
Lineage: Eukaryota; Metazoa; Arthropoda; Insecta; Diptera; Culicidae
Gene: Rnmt
Product: mRNA cap guanine-N7 methyltransferase
Exons: 2
Coding region: 5-1297 (430 amino acids)
Biological process (GO): 7-methylguanosine mRNA capping
Cellular component (GO): nucleus
Molecular function (GO): mRNA 5'-cap (guanine-N7-)-methyltransferase activity
Source: RefSeq, a predicted model, not a curated record